GUUUUAAUUUAGCUUUGCUCAUAACGCAACCAUGGAGCUCUUGCUGUGAAAAGCUAGGGUUUUGUGGUUUCGAUAUCUGAUCCCCUCUCUCGGAAAUCAGUUGAAUAUCAAUUGUUAUAGCAACGAAUUGAAAUGGCUUCUUCUGAGAAUUCAUUCCAAGUCUCUCCUGAGACAGAGAAAUUCUUAUGUGACAGAUUGUUGGACCAAAACCAACCGAUUUCGGAGCGUUUUAGAGCCCUCUUCUCUCUCCGCAAUCUCCGAGGCCCUGCUCCUCGCAACGCUCUCAUUCUUGCAACAAGGGAUUCUUCAAAUCUACUAGCACAUGAGGCUGCGUUUGCAUUGGGUCAAAUGCAAGAUGCGGAUGCUAUCCCUGCUCUAGAAUUGGUUCUUAAGGACCUUUCUUUGCAUCCCAUUGUUCGCCAUGAGGCUGCAGAAGCUCUUGGUGCAAUUGGUGUGGAGAGUAAUAUUCCUCUUCUAAAGAACUAUUUGGUUUCAGAUCCAGCUCAGGAAGUGCGAGAAACAUGUGAAUUGGCUCUCAGUCGAAUCAAGGAGCUUAAGAAUGUUGGAGAAAUUGAUGGUUCUUCACCCUUUUUGUCGGUUGAUCCAGCUGCACCUGCUUCUUGUUCUUCUGUUCAUGAACUCAGGGAAGUUCUUUUGAAUGAAGAAAAGGGCAUGUAUGAACGGUAUGCAGCUCUUUUUGCACUUCGAAACCAAGGGGGAGAUGAAGCUGCCACUGCUAUCAUCCAAUCUUUAGGUUCAAAGAGUGCUCUCCUGAAACAUGAGGUUGCUUAUGUCUUGGGCCAAUUGCAAAACAAAAUUGCAUCAGACGCACUUUCUAGGAUACUUAGGGAUGUGAAUGAGCACCCAAUGGUCAGACAUGAAGCAGCUGAAGCUCUUGGUUCUAUUGCAGAUGACCGGUGUGUAGCACUUCUUGAGGAGUUUGCAAAGGAUCCUGAGCCUAUUGUGUCCCAGAGCUGUGAUGUUGCUCUCAGCAUGCUAGAAUUUGAGAGAUCUGGCAAAUCAUUUGAGUACCUCUUCAUGCAGACACCUCAACUGCAGCAAGCCUCAUGCUAAAUCAUUUCAAUUCUCUGGUGCUCCAAGAUAUUCAACACUACUGUGUGUGCCACUAUACUGAUGUGUGGUCUAGAUUUUGCAAGCAUCAAGUGUAGUAUCCACGAAAUACACAAGCUCAUCAAGUCCAAUUUUGAAGUUAGCCUCUAGAACAAACCUGGGAAAAAAGGUUUACAUUUACAAGCCUUCAUUAUCAGCCCCCCCCCCCCCCCCCCCCAAACUUUUUCUCUCGCUCCUCUUCUCCUUUUGUUUGCGCUAACCAGAAGGUAUCUGUGCAAUUAUAGGAUGUAGACCCCCAUCCCACUUGCACUAGGUACUUGCAUGGUGGAUACCAUUGGGUUUUAUGUCGGGGAGCCAAAGUUAUUUUGUUGUAUUAUAAAAUAAGAGCAAAGUUAUAACUUAGUUUGUUGAAAUUUUGGUAAAUUGAGAUUAUUGGAAUUAAUCUCAAUUUGCAUUUGAUUUCCUUGACACAUAACUGUCCUUCAAUUAUAGUCUAACUUUCAAAUGAAUUAGGAUUCA
Molecule: messenger RNA, 1590 nt
Organism: Ilex paraguariensis (yerba mate)
Lineage: Eukaryota; Viridiplantae; Streptophyta; Magnoliopsida; Aquifoliales; Aquifoliaceae
Source: the annotation of a GenBank genome assembly